Messenger RNA from Protobothrops mucrosquamatus (brown spotted pit viper), 1770 nucleotides. RefSeq names its product G protein-coupled receptor kinase 5-like. Gene Ontology annotation, cellular component: cytoplasm. The record is from RefSeq and is a predicted model, not a curated record. NCBI's taxonomy places the organism in Eukaryota, Metazoa, Chordata, Lepidosauria, Squamata, Viperidae. Gene Ontology annotation, molecular function: ATP binding; G protein-coupled receptor kinase activity. Bases 1 to 1770 code for a protein of 589 amino acids. The transcript has 17 exons. Gene Ontology annotation, biological process: signal transduction; protein phosphorylation; regulation of signal transduction.
AUGGAGCUGGAGAACAUCGUAGCCAACACCGUUUUACUGAAAGCCAGAGAAGGAGGUGGAGGGAAACGGAAAGGAAGGAGCAAGAAAUGGAGAGAGAUCCUCAAGUUCCCCCACAUCAGCCAAUGCGAUGAGCUCCGGAAAGGGUUGGAACGAGAUUACAGCAGCUUGUGUGACAAGCAACCCAUCGGCCGACUGCUUUUUCGACAGUUUUGUGAGACCCGGCUGGAACUCUUACGGUGUAUCCACUUCCUGGAUGCUGUGGCAGAAUAUGAGCUUUCUCCAGAUGAGAAGCGCAAGGAAAUGGGAGAUGAGGUCAUGCGGCAGUUUUUCAACAAGGAGUCCCUGGGCUAUAUGGCAGAAAUUGGUGAACUUCUUGCGAACCAGUGCAUAGAAGACCUGCAGAGAAGCCCUUGCAGGGACCUCUUUGGCAGCUGUGUACAGCGCCUGCAUGAAUACCUGAGUGGUGCCCCUUUCACAAAUUACCAGGACAGUAUGUAUUUUGACAGAUUCCUCCAGUGGAAAUACCUCGAGAGGCAAUCCGUGACCAAAGACACCUUCAGACAAUACCGGAUCCUAGGCAAGGGGGGCUUCGGAGAGGUUUGUGCAUGCCAAGUGCGUGCCACAGGGAAGAUGUACGCUUGCAAAAAGCUGGAGAAGAAGCGCAUCAAAAAGCGGAAAGGGGAGGCGAUGGCUCUGAAUGAGAAGCAGAUCUUGGAGAAGGUCAACAGCCGAUUUGUGGUCAGUUUGGCUUAUGCCUAUGAAACCAAGGAUGCUCUGUGCCUGGUCCUCACAAUCAUGAAUGGAGGUGACCUGAAGUUUCACAUCUACAACAUGGGCAACGCAGGUUUUGACAAUGAGCGGGUCACCUUCUACGCUGCAGAGAUUUGCUGUGGCCUUGAACAUUUGCACCGGGAGGGCAUUAUUUACAGGGACCUAAAGCCAGAGAACAUUCUCCUGGAUGAUGAUGGGCAUAUACGGAUCUCAGAUCUGGGGCUGGCCAUUAAGAUCCCCGAAGGUGACACCAUCCGUGGCCGUGUAGGAACUGUGGGCUAUAUGGCUCCUGAAGUAAUUAACAAUGAGCGCUACUCCUUCAGCCCAGACUGGUGGGGGCUUGGCUGCCUCAUCUAUGAGAUGAUUGAGGGCCAGUCACCAUUCCGGGCCCGCAAGGAACGGGUGAAGAGAGAAGAGGUGGAAAAGCGGGUUCAGGAAGACCACGAACAGUAUUCAGACAAGUUCUCUGAAGAUGCCAAAGCCAUCUGCAAGUCGCUCCUAACUAAAGACUCCAAACAGCGGCUCGGAAGCAAAGGUGAGGGGGCCGUCCAGGUGAGGCAGCACCCAUUCUUCAGGACAAUCAAUUUCAAGCGACUGGAAGCUGGCAUUAUGAAGCCCUCCUUUGUGCCAGAUCCUCGGGCUGUGUACUGUAAGGACGUACUGGACAUUGAACAAUUCUCCACUGUGAAGGGCGUCAACUUAGACCAAACCGACAAUGACUUCUAUGCCAAAUUUGCCACAGGUUGUGUCCCAAUCCCCUGGCAGAACGAGAUGAUCGAGACAGAAUGCUUUAAGGAUCUCAACAUCUUUGGACCAAAUGGCACCCGAUCCCCGGAUCUGGACUGGAAGCAGCUCCCUGACCCACCCAAGCGUAGCCUCUUGCAACGGCUCUUCCGGCGUAACGUAAGAUCCAAUCUUCCUAGUUGGAUCCUGAUGAAUGAAAGCAGAUGCGGGGCCUAUCCUGACUGCGAUCGUAUGCGCAAGCUGGGGCAGGACUGA